Trichophyton rubrum CBS 118892 is the source of this 1018-nucleotide messenger RNA. RefSeq names its product glycerol-3-phosphate dehydrogenase, mitochondrial. Gene Ontology annotation, molecular function: glycerol-3-phosphate dehydrogenase (quinone) activity. Gene Ontology annotation, biological process: glycerol-3-phosphate metabolic process. NCBI's taxonomy places the organism in Eukaryota, Fungi, Ascomycota, Eurotiomycetes, Onygenales, Arthrodermataceae. Gene Ontology annotation, cellular component: glycerol-3-phosphate dehydrogenase (FAD) complex; mitochondrion. The record is from RefSeq and is a predicted model, not a curated record. The transcript has a single exon. Bases 440 to 1018 code for a protein of 192 amino acids.
CCGGGCUGCUCGCACAGCGACUGACGUAGAUGCGGCGACAAGGUGGCCCAGCUUGCUGAGAGCCACCGCAUGGCUGGGUUUCAGAAGUUGCGUAUAUAUAAUCAGAGGUAAAUAAAUAGAUUAUCGAGUCAGAAGUCGCGGCCAGCUCCAGUCUGUGUCCACCGAAUACACAAGGCCGGGUGAGUGUCGUGAUCGCCUGCUCCACACGGACCAGUCGUCGCAAAAACUUCGGCGGCACACUGUGUCUCUUCCUCAAUUGCUUCAGGAAGGAAAGCUGCUGGCCUCAAUCUUCAAGCUGAACUGCGAAAGAAAAGGAAAAGGAAAAGUGAGUGAGGGCGUUGGGAUCUGGCGUGUCCCUGGACUUGCGGAGACCAACCAACCCAUAUCGGAAUCUGGCAACCGAAUGCUGACUGUUUGAUACCUCUCAAUUAGCUCUGUCAUGUCAUUCAAUCAAAGACGACGAGUUCUGAAGCCUCUUCUCUAUACAGCGGGAGCUGUUGUUGGUGGUGGAGGACUUCUCUACAUCUCAUAUCGACCGCGCAACCUCCCUGGUUCCGAUCCUGCCGCCGUCCCUCCGCCGACUACUCUCGGUGGAAAGCUUCAGCCGCCUCAGUUUCCCCUCAUCAAGUCGCGCGAUGAGCAGAUCAAUGACUUGAGAAGGCACUCCGCUACGGCGCUGCCCAUAAAAGCUUUACAGGGCGUAGUUGAAUCAGCGCAGGGACAACCGCAGAGUUCAGCCGAGAGCUCCGAGAGCUCUGGAGAAGGAAAGGAAGACGACAAUGUGUAUGAUAUUCUGGUGAUCGGUGGAGGGGCUACUGGGUCUGGAAUUGCUCUCGAUGCUGCAACACGAGGCCUCCGUGUUGCUCUGGUCGAGCGCGAUGACUUCAGCGCCGGGACAAGUAGCAAGAGUACCAAGCUGGUUCACGGAGGCGUCCGCUACUUGGAGAAGGCGGUUUGGGAGAUGGACUACAACCAGUAUGUUCUCACCCGCCUUGUUAUCAUCCCCUUCCAUGGCUGA